AUGGAAGCUGAAAAAUCGUCAUCGUUGUUAAUCAAAGAGGAAAAGAAUUUGGAGGAGGGCCUUAUUGAAAACACAGGUGAAGGCUCUUCAUUUGCAGACCCCUUCUUAGAAGUCAAGGCAGAACCAGAAUUUUUUUACCAUGGUGAAUUUGAUGUGAACUGUUCAUCCCAAUCUGUUAAGUAUGAGGAGGGCAUCUCUCCAAGCUGUGAUGAUGAAAGCGUAAAGAAGAUCUGUAUUGCAGAAGAAAGUAGACAUUUUGGCAGGAGAGAUGCGUUUUCAAAAAGAGAGAAAUCCCACAUGAGAGCCCAUAGAGAGAAACCACAUACUUGUUCUAUAUGUCAAAAAAGUUUUUCUCAUUCAGCUAAUCUCAAAAAACACAUGAGAACACAUACAGGAGAACAACCAUAUAAUUGUUCUAUAUGUCAAAAAAAAAGAGAGAAACCAUAUACUUGCUCAACAUGUCAAAGAAGUUUUUCUCAAUCAACUAAUCUCAAAGACCACAUGAGAACUCAUACAGGAGAGAAACCAUAUACUUGUUCUACAUGUCAAAGAAGUUUUUCUCACAUAAGUAAUCUCAAAAAACACAUGAGAACUCAUACAGGAGAACUACCAUAUAAUUGUUUUAUAUGUCAAAGAAGUUAUUUCUUCCAAUAA
Molecule: messenger RNA, 654 nt
Organism: Macrobrachium nipponense
Lineage: Eukaryota; Metazoa; Arthropoda; Malacostraca; Decapoda; Palaemonidae
Product: zinc finger protein 79-like
Exons: 2
Coding region: 1-654 (217 amino acids)
Biological process (GO): regulation of DNA-templated transcription
Molecular function (GO): DNA-binding transcription factor activity, RNA polymerase II-specific; RNA polymerase II cis-regulatory region sequence-specific DNA binding
Source: RefSeq, a predicted model, not a curated record